Siniperca chuatsi (mandarin fish) is the source of this 1744-nucleotide messenger RNA. It is a transcript of the gene calua, whose product is annotated as calumenin a. The transcript is spliced from 7 exons. The coding region runs from base 159 to 1103 and encodes 314 amino acids. Gene Ontology annotation, cellular component: endoplasmic reticulum. The record is from RefSeq and is a predicted model, not a curated record. Gene Ontology annotation, molecular function: calcium ion binding. Lineage: Eukaryota; Metazoa; Chordata; Actinopteri; Centrarchiformes; Sinipercidae.
CCCGGCGUCACCGGAUUGGCCGGGGCAGGACGGAAACGGUUCUGCGGGGCCGGGGUGUGUGGUCGGCGGAGAGGAGAGAGACGGUGACCUGAGGAGGUAAAAAAACACGGUCCGAGUCCAGGUGAAGCGUCCAGGUGUACGAACUACAGCCACACAGGAUGAUCCGCCCAUUGCUGAUGUGUUUCGUCCUUUGCGUCGUCUACGGCAGCAGUAAACCGACAGAGAAGAAGAGUCGAGUUCACGAUGAAGAACCUCUCAGCCACCUCGAACACGACGACAACAAAAACUACGACUACGACCACGAAGCGUUUCUGGGUCAAGACGAGGCCAAAACCUUCGACCACCUCCCUCCGGAGGAGAGCAAACGGAGGCUCGGCAUCAUCGCGGAUAAAAUCGACAGUAACAAAGAUGGUUUUAUCUCAGAGGAAGAGCUGAAGGUUUGGAUCAAAAACGCUCAGAAGAAACACAUUUCGGACAGCGUGGAGCAUCAGUGGAAAGACUUCGAUAUGAACAGUGACGGUGUGAUCAGCUGGGAGGAGUACAAGAACGUCACGUACGGGAGUUAUCUGGACGACCCUCAGACGGACACAGAGUAUAACUACACUCACAUGAUGUCGAGGGACGAGAGGCGUUUCAGAGUCGCAGACAGAAACGGAGAUCUGAUCGCAGACAAACAAGAAUUCACGGCUUUUCUUCAUCCUGAAGAUCACGAACACAUGAAGGACAUCGUGGUGCAGGAAACGAUGGAAGACAUCGACAAGAACGGAGACGGUUUCAUCGACCUGAAGGAGUACAUCGGUGACAUGUACACUUCAGAGGAUGAGGAAGAAGAUCCAGAGUGGGUGGCGACAGAGCGUCAGCAGUUUUCCGAGUUCAGAGACAAAAACAACGAUGGAAAGAUGGACAAAGAGGAAACUCUAGACUGGAUUCUUCCAUCUGAUUACGACCACGCUGAAGCUGAGGCCAAACACCUUCUGCACGAGUCCGACGCCAAUCAGGAUGGAAAACUCACCAAAAAGGAAAUUCUCGACAAAUACGAGGUGUUUGUUGGAAGUCAGGUGACGGACUUCGGGGAGGCUUUACUACGACACGACGAGUUCUAGAGACGUAGCAGACUGUUAGAUAGAAAACGUGAUUUUACUCUUGUUUUUGACAAAUAAUUUAUUUUGUAAACCUACAGAAGAGAACAGCUUUUAACAACUUUGUGUGUCUACCUUUGGUUUUAAAACUGUUACAUUCAGAUGAUGGUCAAAGAUGGAAACACAGCUUUGACUGGUCAGUUUGAUCUUUCAUUUCCAUUUGUAGGUUGGCUUUAUAUUCCGUCCAUUGUUUGUUUAUUUUUCCUGUUAAACGUUGUAGUUUUCUGCUGCUGUGGUCAGUUGACUGAACUCUCCUCGCUUUGGUGCCUCACAGUUUUUAUCUGUACAUUUUAUUUCAUAUUUCUUUCAUUUGUGUUCAUGAUGCCAACAGCACUUAAAUGUUUUGUGAAAAGCCUAAACUUUAGGACUUUGAUUUAAUGAGAGAAUGAAGUCAAAGGAGUUGGAAAUGUCAUGAAGUGAGUGCUUUAAAAAGAAUUGUCACUCUACAUUUUAUAUCACUGUAAAACUAAUUUACACCAGUUUGUCUUGAAUUUGCACACACGCAGAAAGUCAGUGGGUUAGGGUUAGUCAUUCAUAUUUUACACUACAUGCUGUACUUUGACUUUCACAGCCUGUUUAUCAAUAAAAAUAUAUAGUUAAAAUGG